Messenger RNA from Paramisgurnus dabryanus, 3715 nucleotides. The record is from RefSeq and is a predicted model, not a curated record. Lineage: Eukaryota; Metazoa; Chordata; Actinopteri; Cypriniformes; Cobitidae.
UGUCCCAGAAUGCUGCCUGGUAAACAGACAUGGAAGCACCUGGUGAAGACCUCCACAGUCACUGAGCAGUGCACUCGCUCUUUGAACUGAUCUUCAUUGUCGAUACACACUAAAGCCUGCGUCUUUGUUUUCUUUGGGGCUCGUGCGGGACCUCUGAAGUCCAGGGCAUUGAUUCCCUCACCAGCUUGUGUGACAGUCUGGAAUCACCAACUCUGAUGAGGAUCUACUGACUUAAACAGUUUUGGCCCAGUUUUUUACUUUUGACAAGGUACGAGCGGAAAGAAUGUCGGAAAGAGCCGAAGAUGACGUCAGGGCGGAGCAGCAGCAGCAGCGCAGAGCGGCCAGGCAGCUCAAGCAGCAGCGGGGAGAAGCCUCCACAGCAAUGGCGACUGUGGCGGAGCGUAGAUCCCUGCCCAGUCCAGAAAUAAUGCUGGGACAGCCUUGGAGCAGCUGGCUCGAUGCUGUGAAACUCUACGCGAGCGACGGUGCAGAAUUGGAGGAAAGUUUGAAAGAGUGCGGGAAGAAUCGCGAAGCCAUGAGACUCUGCAGAGACGACAUGCCCAUAUUUGGCCAGUGUCCCGCACAGGACGACUUCUACCUGGUCAUGUGCAACAACUGCAGUCAGGUAGUCAAACCCCAGGCCUUCCAAGCACACUACGAGAGAAGACACGGUUCCAGUGGCAAGCCUCCAUCCAGCUAUGCCCCUUCUACAUUUCCAUUCUCUCGAAACAAGGGCAGUGUUGGGGGCGGAGUCGGGGGAAGCUCACUGACACGGCCCUCCAGCGUAAACAGCAUCCCUCCUAAAAUCUUCAAACCAGCCAAAGACAAGCUGCUUCACCGGAAGCCUCAUUUUCCCUAUACUAGGGUGCUGCAAGAAGAGAGCCUGAGUCCUACGGUCAAGGCAGACAAGGUCCAUCCGAAGGUAGAACCUUCAGCCAAACUCACCCACGUGCCCGCCUCUUCUUCCACUUCCUCUUCCUCCAAUACUGUGAGCACCUCUCCCCUGAAGUCAGGCCUUAACUUUCCCCCCAUACCAAAGGCUCCACAGCUGGCCCCUGGCCAGAUCCCCAAUGGAAAGGGCCACCUCUCGUCUCUAGACAAAAAACAAGACAACAGCAGUGCCAGUAGCAAAAGACCCUUGUACAAGAGACCAGAACGAGAGUUUAAUCCAGAUAUCCAUUGUGGGGUUAUGGAUAUGACAGCCCGUAAGCCAUGCACAAGAUCCUUAACAUGCAAGACACAUUCCAUAAGCCAGAGGAGGGCGGUGCUUGGUCGACGGCAGCGCUUUGACACACUGCUCGCCGAGCAUAAGAGCAAAUCACGUGAGAAGGAGCUGCAGUUAAGGUUGGACCCCUCCCACCCAACACCCCCUCUCAGGGACCCUCACCCUGCCCCCUCUCGCCUAUCACAACAAGAUCCCUACCCGGUCUCCCACGGCAAUGGCACCGUCGACGCCACCAAAUCUAUGCCCCUCAGCAAACCCAAACCUCAUAGUUUUGGACCUCCACGGCUAAACAGCACUAACUCUCACAGUGGAGGAGACCCAGCCGUGACCCACGAUCAGGCGCAUCACUCUCACCCAGCCCCAGCGGGUACGGAGGCAAGUCGUGUCUCCAGUGAUGAGGGGGAGAAUGAGGAGAGAGAGGAGGCCACAGAGAAACUGGACUGCCAUUAUUCAGGUUACCACCCUCGACCAGCUGCUCACUGCACUUUUGGCAGCCGGUUGUAUGGUCGAGGUUGUUAUGCGUUCGACAGGCGCUGGGAUCAAGUCCGAUCUGCUCUGACCAACAUGUUGGACAAGCAUGUGAACUCACAAAUGUGGAAGAAAAUCCCCAUGGCGCUUGAGAACUCUUCAGCAUCGUCAGCCUCUCAUCGGGCGAGCACAAAUUCCCACUCUUCCUCCUCCAUUUCUACUGGCUUUCUCGGCCUGUCCUCGCCACCGCCGCCCUACGACAGCAAACCGGUCCUGUCGUAUGGCACCACCCUGAACGCUCGCUCUUCUCCGCAAACGUCUGCUACCGAGCAGCCCGCCUACAGCGGCACAUCUAGGCAAGUGUCAGCCUCGUCACCCCAGAUGCCUUCAGCCCACUCGUCCUCCCUACCCUCUUUGGGCUCCAACCGACCCCCCAAAUCCAGAUCUGGAACCAAGUCCAUCAGGGCUAGAGAACCAUCAUCCAGCCUAAGUAACACUAUCGUCAAGAGCAGUGCUAAUAGCAGCGUUAACAUGAGUAACACGGGCAGUAGCAAAAAGCGGAAAAACAGCUCCGUGUUGUCAUCUCACAGUACUUACACUUCUGAAUCUUCCUCAUCUUCCUCUUUCAAGAAGAACUGUGCGGUAAACUCUGGCAACCCGGGGAGCACGUAUCACACCACGCUGUCCUCCGCCCCCUCCUCAUCUUCGUCGUCUCACAGUGGGGUGUACAGUGUGGGGUUGAAUUGCACCCCGGGCAGGGCUAAUUCUCUGAGUUUAAAGCAGGAGUCGACAGGGCGCGGUCCUCCUUCAGGCAGCCCCGCCGAGUCUAUCAAACGCAUGAGCGUGGUGAUGAACAGCAGCGACUCUACGCUAUCUCUCGGUCCAUUUGUUCACCAGAGCAGCGAUCACCAUGCAGAUGCACGUCUGGAAGCCAAAAGGAGAAAGGGCUCGCCUGGCUCGAGUAGCCUUAACAACACAGUGUCUGGAGCAGGAUCAGGGACGGCACAGGGUCCCGGCAGACCCAAAAUUUCGAAAUCUCCGUCAAUCAAUAACGUUCACAGCAAACAUGCUCGCUCUAUGCCUGGACCCCCGGGUCUUCCCAACAAUUCACUUAUACAUCAGCCAAAGGCUCGUCCCUGACACAGGUUUGGAGGCUCUGAGCGUGCUGAGCAGUAAGCUGGUUUCAGAGCUCUACGACCCCCUCAUGCUCUCACUCUGCAAGAGGCCUUCUUUUUCCCUUACUCUUCCCACAAUCCUCAGGGUGGAACGCACACUGGGUGGCCCAUUGAUGUCCUUCGCAGGGAUCUCCUCCCAAAGCCAUGCAGGGGCACUCUACGGGGUUAGGAUAAUAAGCCAGAGAGAUGUAGUUCUCUUGUUGGAGGUUAUAAUGAAUCUAUACAAUGCACCAUUUGGUACAAACGCCUGCUGCGUAAAGCAUGAGACGCCCAGCCGGAGUAUUCGCGCUGGGGUCUGAAGGUACAGAUUCGGGCUGGUACGUAGCCUCACCGACACUACCGAGCAUAGGAGUGAUGUACUGUACGAGGAAGAUGUGUGGAUGUACGAAAACACGUCGGAGAAGUUGACGCCAGGAAACUUGAAACUCAAAUUCUACUCGGCCAGGAACAGAAGGAAGAAUGGAAGAAAACAUCAAGACACAAUUCACUAAAGUUUAAUACAUGAUCUUUCACUGGCAGGCUGAAUUAGACGUUAAAGUUUUGCUCUGCGAUCAGAGCCGAGUUUCAGAAUAUGCGUCUUAACCUAAAAUUAUGCAAAGUAAGACUUUUUUUGUUUACAGGCUUAAGCAACUAGCAGAAGUUAAGCAAACAGAACAAAACAACCAUUAUGGGUUAUCAUAAGAUGUUUUAUGUUUAUUUGGAAAAGGAUAGAUAACUAACAUUUAAAGGGACACUCCACUUUUUUUUUAAAUAUGCUAAUUUUCCAGUUCAAGUGAAACAUUUUAUUUUUACUGUUUUGAAAUCCAUUCAGAUGAUCUCCGGGUCUGGUGCUAGCACUUUUAGCAUA